AUGCUUCCUACCAUCCUUCUCCUUUGUGGUAUGUUUGCUGCGGUCAGCCUUGCCAAGGAUCCUCAGUCUCAAACGCCCGGCCUUGUCAAGAACAACACCCUCAACACCAGCAAUGAUCAAUGCGACACGACCACUGUUGGCGUCAUCCGUGGUGGCCAGGUCCAGGUGACUGACUGUUUUGACAUCAUGGACAGCUCGGGCACCGCCAACUUCAGCGUGGAGAUGUCGGACUGGAGGGACUCGACCGACCUGUCCGACGAAUACUACAAGCUCUUCACCGUUGGCAGCUGUGAGCUGGCAGUGAAGCGGAUUGAUGGCGGCAAGAGCACUACCUGGAUUGGCAAGUUUGACAUUCACAGCAUCAUCAACCAGUCUGUUGAACUUGCAAAGACGGGAGGUGGGGAUCAGCUAGAGACUACCCACGGAGAGAUGAAUUGCACUUCAAAGGGGUCACCGAAAGCUCUUAUCUCAUGGACUCUUCGACAGGCGAGCAAUGACACUGGCAAUGGAAAUGUCAAACCUGAAACUUUGCUGGGAUGGGAUGAGGGUGGAAGCAAGACAGCAACAUAA
Molecule: messenger RNA, 570 nt
Organism: Diaporthe citri
Lineage: Eukaryota; Fungi; Ascomycota; Sordariomycetes; Diaporthales; Diaporthaceae
Exons: 2
Coding region: 1-570 (189 amino acids)
Source: RefSeq, a predicted model, not a curated record